GCGAGUCAACCACUCCGCUCUGUUGCCAUGGGGACGGCGUAACUGCGCUCCGCUCGGCCCUCCCACCCGGGAGCUGCUGGGUCGCUGAAUGUUUUCUCGCGAAAGAAAAAAAAAUCUUGUCCUCAUUUUAUUUCCAGGGGCUCGUCUUGUGCGUCAUAGCAGCUUCCAGAAAGUGCUGCAAAGGUUUGUCGCGCUGCUUCACGCGGUAACCGAGGCGGAUUGACACGAUCUACAGUUGUCAUAUCCAGCCAAGUAAAUAUUCAAACUCACAGAAGGAGACACGUUCCUCACGCAGGAACAUGGAAUCCUUCUUGAGCCGGGAGGUCGAGCUGUGCAAGAAACACAAGGACAUGUAAACUUGAUAAAAGAGCAGCUCUGCUACGUCAGAUGGAAAGCCACAAGAAAAAUCAGAAUGAGGAAAAUCAGCAGAAAAUGACGUCUGAAGCGUCCCAUGCGAGGAACUUGGCCCUCCUCAAGGAUCUGCAGAUGUUAGAAGAGCGACUCCAUCAGAACAUAAUCGCCCCACCGCCCCCUCAUUUUAUCAGCUUGAAGGCCAAGUACAUGAAAUCGGUGGAGGAGAGCCUUCCGCAGCAGGAACAGUCUCUUUCGGAUAAAGCAGAGUCACCAAGCGAAAGCAAAGAAGGAGGUGGAAAGCCAAAGUCGAGACGCUCUUCUCCGCGUAAAUCGAAAACCUCAUCACACGGACGACCUCCUUCUGCACGCAACUGUGAUACCUUAUAGUUAAUGACCACCUGUAGGCAUAAAGUGAAAGGUGACGGCUGUGAACUGGUCCCGAGUCCUCGGGUGUUUCUGCUCAUUCAAAAUCAGACGACCUCAUCCAGGCAACCCAGCCAGAGUUGAUCAGUCGGACCACUGGACCUCCCUCAUUGUUCUGUGCCAUCACUGAUCAUCCUCAUUGCCUUCUCCUUUGUAAGCUCAACCACAUCCAACUGGGUCAGAACUUUACAACCAGGGGGUGCCCAUCUCUGUUAGCUCAAGGCAAGCGUUACCUCCUCCAGGGUAUAGCGAGUUCUGUCAUGGUCGCCUUUUUAGUCGAGGCUGAGAAGAUGACCAUCUCCGGACAGAGGGUUUCUAUGGCACUGCGUUACCCAGAUGUACACUCGGCUGAGGUGAGGCGGCCUGCUGCUGAUCUCGGCUGUCAGAUGAGCCGUUCUCCGGCCCUGAACAAGGAGGAGAUCUUCUUCGGGUAGAACUGCUAACGUUCUAAAGAAUGGUGGAUGCCAAUUGAUUUUGUGUUUCAACUUGUUUGAUAGAACAGUGUGAUCAAUGAGGGUACUGAAAUUUUGUGACCAUGUCUUUUAAAAUAAUUCAUAUGUUCCUGCAAGGUGCAGCAAGUAUCACAUGUCAAUCAUUGAUUUGGUGAAAUGAUACUCUGGUAGUCAGCUGCAGAUCAAAAAAAAAAUGGCUUUAUGAACUCAGUUAACGUUCAUCGAAAUUAAUCACAAAAUAUGCAAGUAGUUUGGUUUUCAGAAUGCUUGGCUUCAGCUACGAAGGUGAUUUUAUUAUACAUACACCAGUAACGGCGCUCUGCACGUUAUACCCUUGACGUGAGCGUUCCUAGUUUUCCUCCUCUUUCUCUGUAUGUUUAUCAUUCGUUUGCUUAGAGGUCGAUGCACUUGUUCCUUCCUGAGCAGCUCUUCUUCUCUCCACCCUAGCGGCCCGCUUCUUCUCUUCUUUCGUCGGCAUCUUUUUGCGUUGACACUGAUGAAGUCAGUGUUUGUGUUGCAAUUACUUUGUACAUUUUCUUUAAUUUUUUACUUAAGCUGGCACUUAAGUCUUCAAUCUGCCUCAAGAAUGAUUUAAGCUAUGAAGAGGUAGGGGAAGUGACGGCAAAGGUGGUAGGGAUGAGAACGGCACCCAUACGCAUGUGCCACCCUGCUGGCCACUGUCGAGUGUUGAUUCUACAAUAAAAUAAAAAGAGGGAAUAACCUUGGAGGUCAAUCAUCGCCCCGAAAGUGGAUAGUAGACGUCAUAUAGUGUAUGUGUACCACAUUUCACGUCAAUCGGUCAUACGGUUUACGAGUUACAGGUGAUUUAAAAUCCUGGACAGACAAACGAACAGCCAUGGUAGCGUAUUAUAUACAGUAUAAAGAAAGAUAGAUAGACAAGGUACUAUAGAACAGAUAGAUGUGAAAGGCACUAUACAAAAGAGACGGGAAGCCGUGUGUGUGUCACAGUUAUCUAGAAACUGAAAGGUGCUAUGCUGUGUUACAUUGCUAAAGACAUUCAUGGUGGGACGCUCACAGAGGGCUACCACAGCAGUGCUGGCCAUUAGAGCUUUGUACACAG
Erpetoichthys calabaricus (reedfish) is the source of this 2310-nucleotide messenger RNA. It is a transcript of the gene cep15, whose product is annotated as chromosome 18 C3orf14 homolog. Lineage: Eukaryota; Metazoa; Chordata; Cladistia; Polypteriformes; Polypteridae. Bases 388 to 741 code for a protein of 117 amino acids. The record is from RefSeq and is a predicted model, not a curated record. The transcript is spliced from 5 exons.